CGACACUCGCUCCUCUCCGGUCCAGACGUCACAUCAGCAGCCAAGUCGGCUCGUUAGCAGUUUAUCUUUUGGACAAAAUGUCAACCACGACCGGCGGCGGAGAGUUUGGCAACCCUUUACGAAAGUUCAAGCUCGUCUUUCUGGGCGAACAGAGCGUUGGGAAGACCUCGCUCAUCACCAGGUUUAUGUAUGACAGUUUUGACAACACCUAUCAGGCAACAAUUGGCAUUGACUUUUUGUCAAAAACCAUGUACCUAGAAGAUCGUACGGUCCGGCUCCAGCUUUGGGACACUGCUGGACAGGAGCGUUUUCGUAGCCUAAUUCCCAGCUACAUCCGUGACUCUACCAUUGCCGUGGUUGUUUAUGACAUCACCAAUCUUAAUUCAUUCCAGCAAACCUCAAAGUGGAUUGAUGAUGUUAGAACAGAGAGAGGAAGUGAUGUCAUUAUCAUGCUUGUUGGGAACAAAACAGACUUGGCGGACAAAAGACAGAUCACCACGGAGGAGGGUGAGCAGAGAGCAAAGGAACUGAAUGUCAUGUUCAUUGAAACCAGCGCAAAGACUGGCUACAAUGUCAAACAGCUGUUUCGUCGUGUCGCCGCUGCAUUGCCUGGGAUGGACAGCACACCGGAGAAAAGCAAAGAGGACAUGAUAGACAUCAAACUGGAGAAACAGCCAGAAAUGAAUGUCACCGAGAGCAGCUGCUCCUGCUAGUACACCUCACCCUCACCCAGCCCGUCUCCUCCACCAACAGCUUGUCUCCCAGUGGCCACUUCUCCACCCGUGGCACACUGCCGCUGGACGGAGGUCCUGUCUUUUUCUUUUUUUUUCCUUUUCAACUCAGUGACUUUUCAGAGUAACCGUGUGGAUGUGCAUUACUGUAUUGAAACAGAUUAUCUGGGGGGGAAAUGGUUCAAAAGUAAACAUUUAAAGCAAGGUAUAAGUUGAAUAUGAUCAGAUUUUUAUCCAGUUGCAUGGCAUUAUAUAGGAUUGCAGACUGACAGCUAACCGCUCAUGAGUUAUUGCAGUUUGGAUUCUUAGUGCUGUUACUCUUGUCAUUGUUGUAAAGUAAAACUGCUUGGUAUUAUUUAAAUGACUCUGCAAGGUUGAGUUCUUAACCCACGGUAUUUUACGUUUAUUUUUAAUGGAGUUGGCCUUCAACUGUUCUAUCGCUCAGAUGACUGAUUAUUUCUUGACUUUGUCUUAUUUUGAGGAAGUAGACAGGAUCUUAUCACAGAAUUGACAUCAUUGCUAACUAUCAUUUUACCGCAUUAGGCUCAAAUGAAAGAGGGUCAUUCAUUGGGUAAUAUUUAUACCGAAACACAUCUUAAACUGCCAAAUACAACCGUGUGUUAGGAGACCAAAUAUACAUCAUUUGAGACUUUAUUUAAAACAGGGCAAAAGGGAUGUGGAACCAACCAAUGAGGUAAUGGAUCAUCAAAGGAAACUGUCCCAAGUUCACUGUAAUUGCUACUUACCCGAAGCUGUGUCUGCAUUAAAACCCAAGUUGUUAAAUUAGCUACACGCAUACUAACAAGUUUGGAGGAGUUUUCCUUUUAUUAGAUGAACCCUAAAAAAGGAGAAAGGAAAAAAAAAGAAGCAAGUGUUUAGUUUUUCCACGCUGAUGGAAAGUUUUCACUUUGGUCGCGAUGAUGUACCCACCCACCAUCUCAUAGAUAAUUUAUGUUGUAGAUUACACUAUUGCAAGAACAUGCAGCAUGCUCACCAUGCAGGAUUUAUAUGGAUAAGAACACAGAUGCCUUGCUUGUUUGUUCACCAACGUUGUGCACUGAAUCAAGCCACAAUAUUGUAAAAUAUAAAAGAAGCCUGCUGACUGGUUCAUGGCUUCACUCGUUGUUUUAUAGAGCUGGUAGAUAAGAGCGUGUCCUCCGAUACAGCUAACGCUUACUAACACCCUCGUUGUAAAAAAUAACAACAAAAAAGACAAGUAGCCUACAGAGAAGUUAGUCGCAAUAUCCUUUGCUGUAAUGCUAUCGCCUGUGUAGGACUGUUGGUUUUAUGUGUUUAUUUAUUUUGUUACUUGGACAUACAGAUUACACAUGUAUGCUUGACCAAAAGUACAGAAUUUUACACGCAUGUUGAAAAUGUUUUUUAUUUUAUUUAUUGUUUAUCAUGUCUGCCGAGACUCCACCUAAAGGCGACACGUGGGCCCGAUCAUGUUUUUUCCCGUCACACACUUGUAGCUUGGUUUCCAGUCGACGGUAAAGGCUGCGCCGUCUCCAGAUAUAAAACACACGCAAUUUAACACAAACCAACUAAUUAGCCAUCGUACAACAAAAGACACUGGUCAUUUGCUGAAGCUUGUUUUUGAAAUUUCAACAUUUUAAAAUGGAUACAAAACGUUAUGUAAUUGAUUAUAUCAAACGAACAUUUUAACAUGAGCAGCUCUUCUAUAACUCAAUACUCAGCGUUGUGCUAUUCUGAAUCGUGUCUGUCCAUUGGAAAUAUGCUGUCUACUCGUGUUUAGCAACGUUUGUGUGAAUAAUGUACUAUUACUAUGUGAUGUAUAAAAAGGAGAGUUAAUGAAACACAAGUGUAGGCCUAUCACAUGGAAUAAAAUAAAAAUAUUUCACCAAAAUGUAA
Messenger RNA from Pseudoliparis swirei, 2603 nucleotides. It is a transcript of the gene rab41, whose product is annotated as RAB41, member RAS oncogene family. The transcript has 8 exons. Gene Ontology annotation, molecular function: GTPase activity; GTP binding. NCBI's taxonomy places the organism in Eukaryota, Metazoa, Chordata, Actinopteri, Perciformes, Liparidae. The record is from RefSeq and is a predicted model, not a curated record. The coding region runs from base 78 to 713 and encodes 211 amino acids.